Staurois parvus is the source of this 490-nucleotide messenger RNA. NCBI's taxonomy places the organism in Eukaryota, Metazoa, Chordata, Amphibia, Anura, Ranidae. The record is from the annotation of a GenBank genome assembly.
UGUCACAAGUUAGCCUGCAGUUUCUUGUUUGUGUUCUUACCUCCUUGCUGCAGUGCUGUUCCUAAUCCCUUCACAUUUUGCCCAGGCCAUGAGCUCUUCGGAGACACCGCAGCCUCUCCUGGAACAACUUCAGUGUUUGGCGCAGAGAGUUGAUGUCCAGCAGGCCUAUCAAGAACAAAUUAUGCACUGUCUGCAGAAACUCUCCUCCCAGCUGCAGGUUGUGUCCACUUCCUCACCCUUUGUUGCGGCUCCUGUCCCUGCUCCGGUUCUUGCUGCUCCAACUCCCACUGUUCCCCCAGUGGAACACAGUCCUUCAAGACUCCAGCUGACUCCACCGCCUCACUUCUCUGGUGAUCCCAAAGCUUGUCCGGGCUUCAUUAAUCAGUGCUCUAUUCAUUUUGAACUAGCAGCCGAUUAUUUUACUACUGACCGUUCCAAGGUGGCAUACAUGAUUUUCCUCCUUUCGGGUGAAGCAAUGGCUUGGGCCUCG